AUGCAGCCCAAGCAACAGAGCGGUUCGGUGCCUCCGGGCUUUUCCCGGCCGUUAACGGUCGGCGAGGUGCCGCUCAUGGCAUGCUCAAAUCAUAACAGACAUCCCGAUGCGCCGACGAAUAGGACGUACAGGAUGCUGCUUUCGGGCCAGGAUAAACAAGCUCGUGGGUAUCACGCUCUGCGCCUACUACGCCUGAGGCGCAUUCAUAUGAAGCAGCGGUGGCAGCAAUUGGCUCUUAUUGGCCUCACCGCCGUGGUUGGUCUAUCGUUGAUCUUCUGGAAUCAGGUCACGUUUCCUCUCCUGAUAUAUAUUCAAAAUCUGCGCCUUCCCGUAGAAUACACAACAACGAAACAGGACCUGUAUCGAUGCUCGGCAGGCACCCUACCCUCGUUGUACAUCAACGACGACUUUUCCAGCUGGCGAGGGUUCGAACGGUCAGAGUCGCUCCAGGAAGCGUGGAAGGAGCCUUCGACAUCGAUGACGAGGAAAAUGGAUUAUCAGAUGUACGAAGUAAACAUGGCACUCAUGGAGAUCGUGUCGAAGACAUUGGCAGCUCACCAUGUAGACUAUGCCAUCGUCGGGAGCACACUGGUCGGGUCAUAUCGUUUCCACGAUGCUGCCUUCUGGAGUGACUCGCUUGACGUGGCUAUGAGCGAGGACGACUCUGUUAGAGUGCAGAGAGUGCUGCAGCAAGUCAACUUGGUCGACGAAGUCGAAAAAGGACUUGCAUACAAGCCGGCUGACCUGCAGCGUUGGCUAGUUGGCUCACAGGCUAAACUUCAGCUUGAGACCGAGCACGUCGGCAAACAGGGGCGAAUUGUUUUAACACCGGCGUCGGGAGCUGCACUAGCGGACCAACUAUCAUCUUUCCGUAUCAACGUCAGCUGGUGGAGAGUUGAAGAACGCCAUCCGGAAGAUAAGUCAAAAGACUUUGACAGCAGCCCAGAGGUGGUCGUUUUGAACAUGCCCGUGACCGAUGGAUCUGCCGAAACGGUUAGGGUGCCGUCCACGGAGUGGUUCCCUCUAACUAAUAGGCCAUUGGGGAUGCUGGUUGUUGCAGCACCGUUUAAUCCUCUCUUUUACGUGAAUACACAGUAUAAUGAAGCAGAACCGCGCUGUGGCAGUGCUAGCUCGUCUAAGAGCUCGGGUUUCUUGUACUGGGACAGGUUCGCAGGAUCAUGCUCGAUCCUACGAUCGAGUUACUUCUAUGUAGUUAGGGACAAGGUUAAAGACAACUGCUACAGGGAAGUUUUGCUUUAUGGCGGGCAAUUCAAGUCUGUCGCAUAUGUGGGAGGCACAUUCCGGCCAGCUGAAAAAUUCUCAUCGUGGCAUUUUGUUUAA
Molecule: messenger RNA, 1341 nt
Organism: Besnoitia besnoiti
Lineage: Eukaryota; Apicomplexa; Conoidasida; Eucoccidiorida; Sarcocystidae
Exons: 2
Coding region: 1-1341 (446 amino acids)
Source: RefSeq, a predicted model, not a curated record